Molecule: messenger RNA, 1323 nt
Organism: Paramecium tetraurelia
Lineage: Eukaryota; Ciliophora; Oligohymenophorea; Peniculida; Parameciidae
Exons: 3
Biological process (GO): protein phosphorylation
Molecular function (GO): protein kinase activity; ATP binding
Source: RefSeq, a predicted model, not a curated record
AUGAAAAACUUUACUGUUUUCGAGAAAUUGGGUGAAGGUUCAUUCUCUACAGUGUUAAGAGUUAAGCGACAAUCCGAUUAGUAAGAAUAUGCAAUGAAAAAAGUGAGGAUGGGAUAAUUGAAGGAGAAGGAGAAAGAGAAUUCACUUAAUGAAAUUCGUAUUCUGGCCAGCAUUUCACAUCCUAAUAUCAUAGCGUACAAGGAAGCAUUCUACGAUGAGCAAUCUCAAAGUUUAUGUGUAGUAAUGGAGUAUGCUGAUUAAGGUGAUUUGUAACAGAUGAUCCAAUAACAUAUUCAUUAGAAACAAUUCAUAUAAGAAAUUGAGAUCUGGAAAAUGAUUUACUAAGUGGCAAUUGCUUUGCGAACGUUACAUCAAAUGAAAAUCUUGCAUAGGGAUUUGAAAUCUGCAAAUGUAUUCCUCCACUAAGGAAACUAUAAACUGGGAGACAUGAAUGUAUCCAAAGUGGCCAAAAAGGAUUUGGUUUAUACGCAAACAGGAACUCCUUAUUAUGCAAGUCCUGAAGUUUGGAGAGAUCAGCCAUAUGAUGCUAAAAGUGACAUUUGGAGUUUAGGUUGUGUUGCAUAUGAAAUGGCAGCCCUAAAACCACCAUUUCGAGCAUAAAAUAUGGAAGGAUUAUAUAAGAAAGUAUAAAGAGGAUUAUACGAACGAAUACCGCCUAAAUUUAGCGGUGAAUUAAUGACUGUAAUAGGAUUAUGUUUACAAGUACAAAGCAAAUAAAGACCUACAUGUGCUUAAUUACUUAGCAAUCCUAUUUUAUUGAGAAAUGCUAGAUAAUUUAUUAUAGAAAGUAGAGUUUCUCAGUAGACUUAAUCUUCGUAAGCUGGUUCGAAUGUACUCUUGUAAACUAUAAAAUUACCAAAGAAUCUAAAACAACUCAAAGAGAAAUUACCAAAAUCAAAAUACUUAAUGGAAAAUGUGAAUAAGUCUUAUGAUUAAACAUAAGCUAAUAGUUCAUUUCUACCAAAAAUUAGUAACCCUAAAGAAAUCAGACCUAAUUUUUCAGUCCCACCUGUUAAAAGUGAUCGAUAUCAAUAAUAAUAACUGCAGCAGAAUUCUUUACAUGAGGAACGGUCUAAGUCCAUUGUCAAUUCAGUCCAACUUUUAGAGAUGGAAAGAAUUAGAUAACAAAAAUUAUUGGAAAAACAGUAAAAUUUAAAGAUCAGCAUCAUUCAUCAGAAUGCUAUUCCCUAUAUAAAUAGUUCUUCAUCUUAAAUCCAAAAUCUAUAUGCCAACAAACAACGCAAUGUGAGAGAUUCUUCAAAAUAAUAUGUAGAAGCACCUAAACCAAUAUGGUGGGGAUGA